GCAAAGACAAUGACAGGGUUGUGCCUCUAGGGGGAGCCAGUGCUCAUAAGACAAAGAACAUGUAGGUGGUGAUCACUGAAGCGCGACGAGACUUCACGAAGAUCGUCUGUCUUUGGGGACAUGCCGCUGGUUACCAGUCUGGAGGAGGUAUUGGCUCACCCUGGUCUUGGAAGUGUUCGAUGACUUGGAAGUCUGAUAAGGAGGUAUGUUUAGCUGCCCUUUGCCGAGUGUUGAGACAGAGUUCUGUGCCUUGAGACGAUUCCUUCGGUGCUGCUCUGAACUACUGGCAUCUACCUGUCAGGUGACUGCAUCCGAAAAACAGUUCUCCAGUCACUUGUUACAUGGCAGCAGCACCAGGUGGCGCUGUGCUGAUUCUGCUUUCUGCAAGUUUCUUCACCAGCGUCCUGUCCGCUUCUCCAAUUCCCAUGACCCCAUCUGACCCCUACGUCUUUCAAGGCCAAAAAUUACAGUUGUGCUGUAAUGUCUCCCACGCCGUGAAGAACCCUCCCAAUGGAGAGGUUGUCUUCGAAAGAUGGAACACAACGGUUGCCGUGGUGACACCGUCGUCAGCAGGCACGGCAUGCAUCGAGCCGGACACCAGCCAACGGACGCCUGGCGCCAUGUUUUACUGUAGUUACCCUGGUUACCGCGGCUACCAGAUGGUCAUCAUUGAUGGCCCGGAGCCGACCUUGUCGAGGCCGGAGUGCACGUUGCAAGACAUGGCCCUGACCUGCCAGGUCAAGGACAUCCGCUCCACGCUUUUGCGUCCAGAGAACGUGACGUACCGUUUGUACCUGACGCCAGCAAGGUCAGAGUUGUCUGGAGACGAGUGUACUGCUGUCGUCUGUCGAGACGGAUACUGCACGUGCAGUCUGAACAGAGCUCAUCUUAAUGAAACAUAUUCCCUCAACCUGACUGUGACAUACAAACCACGACAGCGCAAGACCAUGGUCUGGGUGAACGUCUCCUCACUCACCCCGAUCAACGUAGUCAAAGUUGUGCCCUCGAGUUUCAGCGUCACGCCACUCACAAACGCUUGUCUUAAUGUAUCGUGGAGUUUUGAUAACUACGAUGAGGAUAAGGAUAAAUCUAAAGAGGACUUGCUGCAGCAGUUGUUUGUGAAGUCAUCAAGAAAAAUGGAAGAACCAAAAGUGCCUCACCUUGACAAUAAGGCUAGGGGCGCAGUUAUUUGUCACGGUCUGCGGCCCUUCACAGAAUACAACCUCACCUUAAGGGUGCGGCCCUCCUACAGUCAGGUGUGGAGCGAAACCUCCACAACACUCACAACGCUCCCCACAGCACCAGAGGGCGCCCUGGAUGCUGCUCCUGGUUUUGCCACCAAUGGAACUGACGGUCAGAUCGUCUUGUACUGGAGAGCCAUUCCAGAGGAGAGGAGGAACGGCCCUGACCUUUCGUACGCUGUGCUUACUGAGGUGCUACACCAUGACCUCUCACCUUGCAGCGGAACCGAGGCCGAUGAUGUCAUCAGAACGACGAGCAACAAUGUGACUCUUCGGGUGGGUGACCGGCAGGGUCAGGCCGUCACUGUCGUCUGCGUGAUCCCCGAAAAUCAAGAAGGACAAAGUCAGAAUAUGACUAUCCUGUACUUGGAUCACACUGCACAGCCUCCUGAGGACGUUCAAGCCCACUUCCUGUCCGGAAGCAGCGACAACGUGACUGUCACCAUCACGUGGCGUGACGUGGCGGAGGUGCACGCCGUUCUCUGGUGCCUGCGUCCAGGGAUCACAUCUCUGACCUGUGAAGAGGAAGUCUGGUGGCGAAAGGUGGAGUCUAGUCGUUCACAGUUCGUCAUCGGCCCCAUGAGUAGGCACAGUGUUGGUCACCUGAUGUACGGUGUGGCCAGCCAGAAGUCACGUGAUCACGUUACUGUUGUGUCCGGCUUCCGGUGGAGGACCUGCGUGCAGGAGAGAGACAGGGAUGGGCGCGUGACCCGGGUGUUCAGCUGUGAAGGAAACCCAACGGCUGGGGCAGACGACCAACUAACGACCUGGGUGACCGGAAGUGUGCUUUUCUUCGUUUUUGUAGUUGCAGUAUUCACGCUGCUAUGUUGCCGUGCAGUCCGAGAGAGGAUGAGAAAGUUCCAGCAGCAUGGCUUCUGUCGACCCACUGACCCACCAUGUCUUGCACCCCGUCACCCCGGAGGUACACAUCACAGCCAUGCCAUGCGUUUCCAAGACAACAUCCGACGGCCGCCAGCAACAAUCCCACAGUCCCACGUGUCUGGCACCAGUCAGGACAGCUUACGACCGACAGAUAACCCUCUGGAAGGCUGCAAUGGAUCAGUCUCGAGUGAACUUCAACCUUUGACCAAGCUCCCCUCACCAGCAGAACGGUCACGGCCGCCGUCGUACAUUCAGGUUUCAAUUCCAGACGACUCCCUGGACAGUAGCGAGGACGAGGAGACCCCACUAAACCCCGAGGCCCUUCGACCCCUUCGCUACCCCGUCCUCGAGACCAAAUCUUGGGCCUGUGAUGUCAUCAGUGAGUCCACCGACUCAUGCAGCAGCGUGGGAUGUUCGGACAACUCGAAAUGCAACCAUAGUAAAUGUCGCAGUCCAUCAGCUUCCAGCGAACUUCAACCUUUGACCGAGCUCCUCUUACCUACAAGGCUGAGAGGCAGUGGGUCGGGACCGAUGUCGUCCACUCAAGUUUCAGUUGGAGACAAUUGCGAGGACAACAGGGAGGAAGAGACGGUGUCAACAAGCUCUGGCGACCUGCAGUACCUCCGCUACCACGUGACCGGUACCAAGAUGGCGGCCAGUGAUUCAAACAGCGAGGGGGGAUGUUCGGGGCCAUUGGACAACCACGUCCUGACCUCUUCCUCUUCAGAUGGAAGUUUUGUCAACAGAGAAGACAUUGCUGACGAUCAGCCAACUCUGUUAGUCACGCGGUACGGUCACGUGACCCAGACUACAGCUCAUAAAGUGGACAGACCGCCAGGAUUCGCAGAGGAAGCACUCUCUCCGGUCUGUGUCCACAGGACCUUCUCGUAAUUAGGAAGGUGAAAGCCUCUUGGAACAGACAUUUGCUCUAUGAGGAAUUUUUUUUUAAUUUGGAAUUUUUAAAAACAAACUCUUCAGCGAUGUUUGGAAAAAAAUCGACUUUGUUUCUUUGUAAUAAGCUCAGACACCGCAUACGAAAAUUUGUAAGGAAGUUACAAUUUACAAGCAAAAUAUUCCAAAGGGAGGAUAUGAGUCAGUCACCACACCAACAAAUAUGGAUUUCAUCAGGACUGUUUAUAUUUUCAUCCUCCCUACUUAAACUGGGAUAAGUGGGGGAUGAUUUAUUGCUCUCGCACAAGCUCCACAAUUUUCGCAACAGUCCUGUUUCGGGAGGAAACCAAUCCUCCUCUCGUCACAGGCACGCGCACACAGGCCAUCAGACACACGUGUGUCUUACCUGGACACGUGACUCAAUGACACUCUCGUGAGUUGUGAGUCAGCUCCUCAGGUGUGUAGGACGCCCUGUGUACACCUGUGUGAAGCGUGGCAUUGUACACAAUCGAUCUACCCGACCCACUGACACAUCAGUCAAUCAAGCAACUACCUGACCAGGUACCCGUCAGUGCAAAACCUUUUCUGCUGAAAGGACAACUUUGAUUUGUAAAGGUAACGGGUCCCAUAGCCACUGAGUGGUUCAUCGUGUUUAAGGCAAGGCAAGUGGAAACGACCGCUCCUACCUCCAUCUUUUUCCUUUCUCAAUGAAUCAUGAAAAAACUGAAAGAUGUUUGUAAAUAUGUGUACUCUGACAUACCCUCUGAAUGUAUUAUUUUGACACGAGCAUACGCAAACUGUAUGAAAAUAGAAAGUUAAUAUAUUUUGUAUAUAUUAAAUAUAAUUUUUAUGCAUUCUGCAGCUGUGAUUUUAAAUUUUUUU
Messenger RNA from Pomacea canaliculata, 3896 nucleotides. RefSeq lists its product as uncharacterized. Bases 342 to 3014 code for a protein of 890 amino acids. The record is from RefSeq and is a predicted model, not a curated record. The transcript is spliced from 17 exons. Gene Ontology annotation, molecular function: protein binding. NCBI's taxonomy places the organism in Eukaryota, Metazoa, Mollusca, Gastropoda, Architaenioglossa, Ampullariidae.